AUGGAUACAGCCCCCCGAUACAACUUCAAAGACAUCAACGUCCAUGACCUCGAAGCAGCCACCCUUUUCGAGGUCAGGGGUUAUGUGGCCGUCGUCACAGGAGCAGGCAACGGCGUUGGCCUCAUGGCCGCUCAGACAUUAGCAGCAAACGGCGCUCGAGUCUACAUCAUCGGUACGAGGGAGGAGAUCCUCGACACGAUUGGGGAGAAAUAUUCCUUCAAAGGGCAGAUCACACCGUGCGUCCUGUCCCACUCCAUCCCAUCCUCCACCGCCCCUACUGACGAGGACGGAAUUCGUGGCAUCGCAGCAGAACUCACCAAAGCCGAAUCAAAAGGGAUCAACAUUCUCAUCAACAGCGCAAGCGUUACCAGCGAGCCCCGCGCGAAAAGCACAUCCUCCGACACCGACUUCACAGACCCAGACGCCGUCUCGAGAUGGAUGACCUGUGACGGGGCGGACGCAUGGCGCAUCGCGUACGCCGGCAACGUCUGGUCGCACCAUUUCCUCACAGCUGCGCUGCUGCCGCUGCUUGUGAAGGGAGCGAAAGCGGCACCAGGCCAUUCGAGCGUGGUGCUGAAUUUUGCUUAUUCGUCGAGCAAGGCGGCCCUGAUACACCUUACGAGGGAGUGGGCGCAUACUUUUCUGCCGUUGGGGGUUCGUGUGAAUUGUAUUGCGCCGAGCGUGUUCCCGAAUGAGAUUAGUGUGGGCAGGUUUGAUGAGGAUCGGAGGUCCAGGCAGGAAGAAGAGUUAUGGAGGAAGAUUCCGGCUGGCCGCGUGGGACGGGAAACCGAUAUUGGCAGUGUCGUCCUUUACCUCUGCAGUAAGGCAGGGACCUAUGUUAACGGACAAAUCGUCAACGUGGAUGGAGGUGAGUAUCAUUUCGUUCCUUCCAUUCGGAUCAGCUAA
Molecule: messenger RNA, 906 nt
Organism: Aspergillus fumigatus Af293
Lineage: Eukaryota; Fungi; Ascomycota; Eurotiomycetes; Eurotiales; Aspergillaceae
Product: short chain dehydrogenase/reductase family
Exons: 4
Coding region: 1-906 (301 amino acids)
Molecular function (GO): oxidoreductase activity
Source: RefSeq, a predicted model, not a curated record